AUGGUUGGGAAGAAAGGAGUAGAACCCCUAUAUGCAGUGAUACGAGGGCAGAAACAACAGUUCAUAGGAAAUAUGUUUGAGAGCAGAGAAUCUUUGGGUGCUGUUGGAAAAUGUGUAGGGGAGGAUCCAAGAUGGCAGCUUGGAGACAACACCUGGUGUGAGCUCUGCAAGGAGGCUGCUUUAAACCUGGGAAUUUCAGGUCAAGUUAGUACUGUGCAAGUAACCACCCCAUACAAUUUUGUGAACGUGACAGUUGGAUCUAAUGUCACUCUCCUCUGCACCUACACCACGACUGAGGCCUCUCGGAAGAUGCUUUCCAUCCAGUGGUCAUUUCACAAUGAGAAGAAUCAAAAACCAGAUACUAUUUACUAUGCUGAAGGUGGACAAGCUACAGCCAUUGGGAGAUUUAAAAAUCGAAUUGUAGGGUCUAAUGAAACAGGCAACGCAUCUAUCACUAUUUCGCAUAUGCAACCAGCAGAUAGUGGUAUCUACACCUGUGAUGUUAACAACCCCCCUGAUUUUGCUGGCAGCAAUCAAGGCAUCAUCAGUGUCAGUGUGUUAGUCAAACCUUCUAAGCCCUAUUGCAGUAUUCAAGGAGUACCAGAAGCUGGCCAUCCUAUAUCACUUUCGUGCCUCUCUACACUUGGGACACCAUCUCCUGUGUACUACUGGUAUAAACUUGAGGGAAAAGACAUCAUCCCAGUGAAAGAAAGCUUCAACCCAACCACUGGACAUUUGUAUAUUGGAAAUCUGACAAAUUUUGAACAAGGUUAUUACCAGUGCACUGCUGUCAACAACCUUGGCAAUAGCUCCUGUGAAAUUGAUCUAACAUCUUCAUAUCCAGAAGUUGGAAUCAUUGUUGGGGCAUUGGUGGGUACCCUGGUAGGUGCUGCCAUUAUCAUCUCUGUUGUAUGCUUUGCAAGGAGCAAAGCAAAGGCAAAGGCAAAGGGGAAAGAAUGGAAGAGAAGUUCUAAAACUGCCACAGAACUCGAACCUAUGACAAAGAUAGACGAAAGUACAGGUUGUCACGAAAUGCCAGCUGAAGACGCUACCCGGGAAGAAGCAACUAAGUCAUCUACCAACAAAACUGGCCCUGAUUCCAACCUAGGGCCAGAUCAUGAGCCUAUGUCUGCCACAGAACCUACUUCAGUACCUGAGCUUGAGAUUCAACUGGAGCCAAAGCCUGAACCCCAGCCAGAGCCUAAAGCAGAACCCAACAAACCCAGCAUUGUAGUUGAGCCCUUAUGUGAUGAGGAGAAGAGAGUGACUAAGUCAUAGGUUGGUAGGCUAAGGGUAAUACUCAUCACUAAAGAACCAUUGCUGUCAUUUGGAAUUCAGUUGACCUAGCUAAUACCCCAACUCUUUCCUCUAUUUCCACCAACCCUCUCCCAACAAGGAACGCCUACCAUUAAUCCAAAAUAAACUGGUAAAAACAACUACUAAAUAAACUCAACUGCGUUACCAGUA
Erinaceus europaeus (western European hedgehog) is the source of this 1467-nucleotide messenger RNA. RefSeq names its product V-set and immunoglobulin domain containing 1 (gene VSIG1). Gene Ontology annotation, biological process: epithelial cell morphogenesis; maintenance of gastrointestinal epithelium. NCBI's taxonomy places the organism in Eukaryota, Metazoa, Chordata, Mammalia, Eulipotyphla, Erinaceidae. The record is from RefSeq and is a predicted model, not a curated record. The coding region runs from base 1 to 1278 and encodes 425 amino acids. The transcript has 9 exons. Gene Ontology annotation, cellular component: plasma membrane.